Molecule: messenger RNA, 1386 nt
Organism: Morchella importuna
Lineage: Eukaryota; Fungi; Ascomycota; Pezizomycetes; Pezizales; Morchellaceae
Exons: 5
Coding region: 1-1386 (461 amino acids)
Source: RefSeq, a predicted model, not a curated record
AUGUCGGUCCCCAGGCUCCGACACCCCCGCCAGGAGUCGCUCGAGCACAUUCUCAACUUUACCAUCGACUUGAACUCGCCACCGUCUUCGCCCUCCGAGGUCCUUCAUCUACCACCAGACGAAGAGCGCGACGGGCCCGCUCCCUUUGCCCCGCCGGGGGGGAGGUCAGGCGUUCUCGAGGAACAUGCCAGCAGCCCAAGCCCAGAGGAUAAUAACGAUAACGAUAACGAUAACGAUAACGAUAACGACGACGAUAACGACGACGAACCAAGUACCAGCCCGCUCGUUCACGAGCUCUUUGCAGCGCUCUACGAACACGCUCCAACGUCCAGCGCCAGGCAAACAUUGUCCGUCUUGUCCUUCAUGCGCUCUUUAGUCCCAGCUCCCCCGACAACAACCACACCUCUGCCCUGCAGCGCUCCCUUGAAGUCAUUCUUCCCCUUGCCCGGGCGUGGCCCGCAUAUAUCUCCGAGUAGAAAGGUGGUGUCUACGGGACUCUCACACUCCUCGCCGUCGAGCUGCUCGACUGCUUCUUCCUGCCUUUCCUCGCUCCCAGGGCAGCCACAAACCCGCACCGCCCCACACUCCCUUCGCCACCUCUGCCGGUCGCGGGACGGCAACAGAUGCGUUAUCGGCCACCAGCAAGGGCACGUGUCCGCCCGCGGCAGGAGGCUCCCCUCGCGCCGCCAGACCUCAUCACAACCAUCCGUGCACCUUGAAUGUGCACACAUCAUCCCCCACAGCCUGAACCGAGCCGGCACCGGCGGACACCUCGCAGACGACAAGACUGUCGUCUGGCGCACCCUCAACAUGUUUGACCCUGGCGUCAGCUCGCUGCUACAGGGCGAGAGGAUCGAUGGGCCGGCAAACGCUAUGAUGCUGUACCCAGAGCUACACAACCAAUUUGGACUCUUGCAUUGGUAUCUUGAAGAGGUGCCUGGGGGUGGCGACGAAGCGGUCUAUGUAUUCUGUAGGAGUAGGGACGCCCCUCAGUUGCCGCUGUACUGUAUGCCCGCUGGGCUAGGGGGCACGGUCCGCUUCACGCGCAUGGAUGGUAGCCGGACGGAGCUGCCGAGCAGAAGGCUGCUGGCUGUACAUAGGGCGUGCGCAAAGAUCCUGGAGGUGGCCGGCGCAGCGGAGUAUGUGGAGGACCUGCUGGACGAGUUUGAGGAUGUGAGGGGCAGGACGGGGAUGGCGGGGGAUGGCAGCUCGGAUCUCGCGAUGCUUGUUAGGGUCAGGGUCAAGCACACAAUCGCAAUUGGGUUACCAAGAGCAGGGCCAUGCCGGAUAUAUAGCUAUGUUCUCCAAAGACACCAGAAAUCGAACUUUACAAGCGCGCGGCCACUCCGCGCCGGGAUGCGCCACCGAGCACAACGCGCUCUGUGA